Pimephales promelas (fathead minnow) is the source of this 3977-nucleotide messenger RNA. NCBI's taxonomy places the organism in Eukaryota, Metazoa, Chordata, Actinopteri, Cypriniformes, Leuciscidae. The record is from RefSeq and is a predicted model, not a curated record.
CAUGAUGCACCGCGCCGUCAACGGCUUCAGUCAUUCAAGUAACGUUAGCUCAGAUCUGGUGCUUGUGAGAACGCCUGUUCUUGUUAGGCCAUCUGGGUUCGGGUAACCUGUGUCCUGAAUCGGACCGGACCCUGAACGGGGGCUUAACUCUCUCAUUUCGAGGUGAACUUCCCCGUCCAUGCUAUAGGAAUCACCGGCCGGUGACGGGAAGCGAGCGUUUGGGCGGCAGAAGCGGUGCUGUCAGCGAUAUAACAACAGAAAGCGUUCACUAUACAAACAUAAACCGACCGCAGGCAGAGCUGUGGGGAUUUAUUAAUACUUUAAAAGCAACUUGAUGGAUUUAGAGACCGGAAGAAACGAACUGGGUGCGAUGGGAGAUUCGCUGCAGCCGCAGACCCCCAGUCGCCACGAGAAAAGUCUUGGGCUCCUCACGACUAAAUUUGUGACUCUGCUGCAGGAAGCGAAGGACGGAGUGCUGGAUCUGAAAGCUAGUUGUAGACGCUCGUCUCUCAAAAUGCCGCAGCAAAAGGAUAUAGUAAAGAUUGCCAUUCAGAUGCCGGGCGCAUACCCGCAGCUCAUUCAGCUAGACCAGAAAAAGCCCCUCACUGGCGUCAUAAAAGAGGUUUGCGAAAAGUGGAAUCUUCCGGGGACUGACAAUUAUGCUCUCCAGUAUGCAGAUGGGAUCCAGACAUACAUCACUGAGUCUAACCGCUUGGACAUCAAAAACGGCAGCAUCCUGCAUUUAACCAAAGCACCAGGCCGUCACGCUGAAGAUCUGUAUAAAGGCAUUCAGUGUUCAGACUCCGGCGUGCGCUGUGACUCCCUGAAGCUGCUGGCCACUGUCUCCACCGACAUCACGUUCGCCCAAGAGUUUAUCAGUCGAGAUGGACACUCCCUGCUUGUCAAGAUAGUGGAGGAGGCUCAUGAGGCUCCUCUGAUAAUGACACACACUCUCACUGCCUUCAUGGAGCUCAUGGAUCAUGGCAUUGUGUCCUGGGAGAAUCUGUCCAGUGUCUUUAUCAAAAAGAUUGCCGGUUUUGUGAAUGCGAAGGUGCUGGACACGUCUAUCCAGCAGGUGUCGCUGGCUAUCCUGGAGAGCAUGGUGCUCAGCAGCAGUAGUCUGUUCAACCAGGUCAAACUCGAAGUCACCCUCGAGAGACUCCUCUCCCAUCUUCAGGUAACAAACCAGCAGCUGCAGACUAAGGCCAUGGCUCUGCUGAUGGCAAUGCUGCAGGCUGGUAGAGAGGCAGACAGACAGGAGCUCUUUGACUUCCUUGAAAAGAGGAACCUACGACAGUAUAUUCACAAGAACAUCAUCCACAGCUCUAGUUCAGUAGGAGAUGAGAUGGCCCACUACCUCUAUGUGCUGCAGAUGGUGCGUCUAAACCACCUGGAGCCCCGUAUGAGGACGCCUCUGGACUCCUACAGCCAGGAGCAGAGGGACAUGCUCCACGGGUUGCGGCAGGCCGCGUUUGAGACAGAAAGCGAGAGCGGUCUGAGUAAUGAACGUAGACGGUCACUCUGCGCUAAAGAGUUUAAGAAGCUCGGAUUCUCUAAUAACAGUAAUCCUGGUCAGGACUUGAGCCGGUGUCCUCCGGGUCUCCUGGCAUUGGACACCAUGGCGUAUUUUGCCUCCCGUUACCCUGAUGCUUACAGCAGGUUUGUUCUGGAGAACAGCAGCAGAGAGGACAAACACGAGUGUCCGUUUGCCCGUAGCAGCAUCCAGCUCACGCUCAUCUUGUGUGAGAUCUUGCGCAUCGGAGAACCCCCCUCUGAGACCGGCUCGGACUAUCACCCCAUCUUCUUCGCUCAGGACCGACUGCUGGAGGAGCUUUUCUGCAUUUGCAUUCAGCUCCUCAACAAGACUUGGAAAGAGAUGAGAGCCACGCAGGAAGACUUUGAUAAGGUGAUGCAGGUUGUCCGGGAGCAGAUCACCAGGACUCUGUCCAGUAAACCCACGUCUCUGGAGCUCUUCAAGAAUAAGGUGAACGCAUUGAACUACAGUGAGAUUCUGAAACUCAGACAGACGGAGAGACUCCACCAGGAGGAGACGCUCGCUCCACCUGUGCUUGAGCUGAAGGAACGUCUGAAGCCGGAGCUUCUGGAACUCAUCAGACAGCAGAGACUAAACCGUCUGUGUCACGGGACGCUCUUCCGCAAGAUCAGCAGCCGACGGAGGCAAGACAAGCUGUGGUAUUGUCGGCUCUCUCCUAAUCUCAAAGUCCUGCACUACGGAGAUGUGGAUGAGGAGACGGAAACGCCCUCCAUCGAGGCUCUUCAGGAAAAGAUUCCCGUCGCAGAUAUCAAAAGUGUGGUGACUGGAAAAGACUGUCCCCAUAUGAAGGAGAACAAGGGAAAACAAACCAAGGAGGUGUUGGACUUGGCUUUCAGCAUCACGUAUGACGUUGAGGAGUACAGCUUGAAUUUCAUCGCCUCUUCCAGAACAGAUUUCUGUCUGUGGACGGACGGGCUUAAUGUGCUUCUGGGGAAAGAGAUGAGCAGCGAGAGCAUGCGCAGUGAACUAGAGAUUCUCCUUUCUAUGGAAAUCAAGCUCCGCCUCCUGGACCUGGAAAAUGUCCCGAUCCCAGACACGGCCCCGCCAAUCCCCAAACCACCCAGCAAUUUCAACUUCUGCUACGACUUCAGCCAAGCUGAACAAUAACAUGAGACCCUUAAGCAUGCAGUCAGCAGCGGUUACUGCUUUGUCAAAAACGGGAAACAACUUGAGGCUGAAAAUGUCCACUUGGUGGCAGCAGAGAUGCAGGUUCUCAGAUUGGGAGACAUAGAAUUCAAAUUUCAGGGCUUGAUAUGAAAAAGCACUUUGAACAAUCAUAGUGAGGUUGCAGACCGUGUUUGUCUGUGGUGCUAUGCUUUAAUAUAAGUGCCUGCGGUGAAUAUGAUAGUCACGCAUUGAGUAUUUUUUUACAUUUUGUAUCUAACUUGCCUUUUUAGACCGGUUCGAGAUUCUUAACACACACUUUUUGCCUCCUUUUCCCACCUUUUACAUGUUUAGUUUCUACCAAAAUUAUACUAAAAGGCAUUUAAUCACAUUGAGCAGCUUAUUAUGGAGGGGAAAAAAGAUUAAAAUAUGUAUGUUAGUAAAAUUCUGUGCUUAAUGUUGACGUCCUCAUUGUUUCCCUUCAUAAUGGCCUUGAAACUCAAUAUGGUACUCAACUGGUACGAUGUUAUAGAGCUUUUAAAACAAUCGCUGAUUAGGAGUUCAUCAUGGAAAAAUAUCCAUUGCUUCAUCGUUGAUGUGCCUGGAAAAUUUAAUUUCUGUUCCUUCUUAAAUUGUAGGUACCGUACAUAUGCAGAUAUACGCACAAUGUGAAACUCAUUUAUACUAAUGCAUGGCAUUAUUGCAAUGGCAGCAUGCACUGUAUAUUUAUGUUUUCAUACAGGUUGUAUCAUUAGGUGCACAUAAAAGGUCAGCGUGCUGGAUUAAAGUGGUGACAGGUUGUUUCUGACAGGAUUUGGUACUGAAGUGGUAUUAAACUGGUUUGUGUGUUGUUAGAGGAGUAGUUUGAGCAAGCGUGGUUUGAAAACACUGCAUGAGUAUAUUGGCGUGAUAUGAUACUUUGUUAUGUCACAUAAUCAUGUUUUCAACUUACACUUGAUGUACAUAACCUCUCAUUGUAUUUUUGGUUUAUCUUCUCCUUUUCCCCAUUAAUUCGAAAAUACAGUUAUCACUGUAGGAUUUAACAUCAGUAUUUUGGGUGGGAGAUAAUCAUGUUUCCAUUUUAAAGGAUUUAGCAUUUUAUCAGGGGCCAGAUUUUCGCACUUCUUUGUAUGUUAAAUUUAAAAUAGUUUUGAGAUCAAAAAUAUAUUUAAAAAAUAAUAAUAAUCUGUGGUUUCUUUUUAUAAUGCAUUAAUAGAGCUGACAACUUUAAUUUGUGGAAACGCAUGCAAGAUUUGCUAACACUUGUAAUCCACUGAUUUUGUGUUCUUUUUCUGUGGUAGUCACAAAUCUAAUGUCA